Molecule: messenger RNA, 3554 nt
Organism: Propithecus coquereli (Coquerel's sifaka)
Lineage: Eukaryota; Metazoa; Chordata; Mammalia; Primates; Indriidae
Gene: TRPM5
Product: transient receptor potential cation channel, subfamily M, member 5
Exons: 24
Coding region: 1-3519 (1172 amino acids)
Biological process (GO): calcium ion transmembrane transport
Cellular component (GO): membrane
Molecular function (GO): calcium-activated cation channel activity; ligand-gated calcium channel activity
Source: RefSeq, a predicted model, not a curated record
AUGCAGGAUGCCCGGGGCUCCUGUCCCGGCAGCCCCAGGGACGCUGCAGAUGGGCAGGGGCCAGGCCUGUGCCGGGGCGAGAUCAACUUCGGAGGGUCUGGGAAGAAGCGAGGCAAGUUCGUGAAGGUGCCAAGCAGCGUGGCCCCCUCUGUGCUGUUCGACCUGCUGCUGACCAAGUGGCACCUGCCGGCCCCCAACCUGGUGGUGUCCCUGGUGGGCGAGGAGCGGCCCUUCGCCAUGAAGUCCUGGCUGCGGGACGUGCUGCGCAAGGCGCUGGUGAAGGCGGCCCAGACCACGGGGGCCUGGAUCCUGACCAGCGCCCUCCGCGUGGGCUCCGCCUGGCACAUCGGGCAGGCUGUGCGCGACCACUCGCUGGCCAGCACGUCCACCAAGGUGCGCGUGGUCGCCAUUGGCAUUGCCUCUCUGGGCCGCGUCCUGCACCGCCGGCUCCUGGAGGACGCCCAGGAGGACAUCCCCGCCCACUACCCUGCAGAGGACGGUGGCAGCAGCCAGGGCCCCCUCUGUCCCCUGGACAGCAACCUCUCCCACUUCAUCCUGGUGGAGCCGGGGCCCCCCGGGAAGGAGGACGGGCUGACGGGGCUGCGGCUGCGGCUGGAGAAGCACAUCUCGGAGCAGAGGACGGGCUACGGAGGCACCGGCAGCAUCGAGAUCCCCGUCCUUUGCCUACUGGUCAACGGUGACCCUGGCGCCCUGGAGAGGGUUUCCCGGGCCGUGGAGCAGGCUGCGCCGUGGCUGAUCCUGGCGGGCUCCGGGGGAGUGGCCGACGUGCUCGCCGCCCUGGUGAGCCAGCCCCACCCCCUGGUGCCCCAGGUGGUGGAGAAGCAGUUUAAGGAGAAGUUCCCCAGCGAGCGUUUCUCCUGGGAGGACAUCGUGCACUGGACCAAGCUGCUGCAGAACAUCACCGCGCACCCGCACCUGCUCACCGUGCACGACUUCGAGCAGGAGGGCUCCGAGGAGCUGGACACUGUCAUCCUCAAGGCUCUGGUGAAAGCCUGCAAGAGCCACAGCCAAGAGGCACAGGACUACCUGGAUGAGCUCAAGCUGGCCGUGGCCUGGGACCGCGUGGACAUCGCCAAGAGCGAGAUCUUCAACGGGGACGUGGAGUGGAAGUCCCGUGACCUGGAGGAGGUGAUGAUGGACGCCCUGGUCAGCAACAAGCCUGAGUUUGUGCGGCUCUUCGUGGACAACGGCGCCGACGUGGCCGACUUCCUGACGUACGGGCGGCUGCAGCAGCUGUACCGCUCCGUGGCCCCCAAGAGCCUGCUGUUCGACCUGCUGCAACGCAAGCACGAGGAGGCCCGGCGGACGCUGGCCGGCCUGGGCACGCAGCCGCCCCGGGAGCCACCCGCCGGGCCGCCCGCCUUCUCCCUGCACGAGGUCUCGCGCGUGCUCAAGGACUUCCUGCGGGACGCCUGCCGCGGCCUCUACCAGGACGGCGGGCCAGGGAGCCGGAGGAAGGUGGAGAGGGGUCCGGCCAAGCGGCCCACAGGCCAGAAGUGGCUGCCGGACCUUGGCCAGAGGAGCGAGCAGCCCUGGAGGGACCUGUUCCUGUGGGCCGUGCUACAGAACCGCCACGAGAUGGCCACCUACUUCUGGGCCAUGGGUCAGGAGGGUGUGGCAGCCGCUCUGGCCGCCUGUAAAAUCCUCAAAGAGAUGUCCCACCUGGAGCCGGAGGCCGAGGUGGCCCGGGCCAUGCGUGAGGCCAAGUAUGAGCAGCUGGCCCUCGACCUGUUCUCCGAGUGCUACAGCAACAGCGAGGACCGUGCCUUUGCCCUGCUGGUGCGGCGGAACCGCUGUUGGAGCAGGACCACCUGCCUGCACCUGGCCACGGAGGCCGACACCAAGGCCUUCUUUGCCCAUGACGGCGUGCAGGCCUUCCUGACCAAGAUCUGGUGGGGGGACAUGGCCACCGGCACACCCAUCCUGCGGCUGCUGGGCGCCUUCUUCUGCCCGCCGCUCGUCUACACCAGCCUCAUCACCUUCCGCGAGGAGGCCCCUCUGCGGACCGGCCCGGAGGACCUGCAGGAGCUGGACGGCCUGGGCGCGGAGAACAGCCCGCUGUGCGGCCCAGGCAGCCUGGUGGAGGAGCUGGCGGAGGCGCCGAGGGCUCAGGGUGACCGAGGCCCACACGUGGCCUUCCUGCUCACGCGCUGGCGGAAGUUCUGGGGCGCUCCCGUGACCGUGUUUCUGGGGAACGUGGUCAUGUACUUCGCCUUCCUCUUCCUGUUCACCUACGUCCUGCUGGUGGACUUCAGGCCGCCCUCCCAGGGGCCUUCGGUGGCUGAGGUCACCCUGUACUUCUGGGUCUUCACGCUGGUGCUGGAGGAGAUCCGGCAGGGCUUCUUCACGGAUGAGGACACACACCUGCUAAAGAAAUUCACGCUGUACGUGGAGGACAACUGGAACAAAUGUGACAUGGUGGCCAUCUUCCUGUUCAUCAUUGGUGUCACCUGCAGGAUGCUGCCCUCAGUGUUCGAGGCUGGGCGCUCGGUCCUGGCCAUGGAUUUCAUGGUGUUCACGCUCCGGCUCAUCCACAUCUUCGCCAUACACAAGCAGCUGGGCCCCAAGAUCAUCAUCGUGGAGCGCAUGAUGAAGGACGUCUUCUUCUUCCUCUUCUUCCUGAGCGUGUGGCUCGUGGCCUACGGCGUGACCACCCAGGCACUGCUGCACCCCCACGACAGCCGCCUGGAGUGGAUCUUCCGCCGCGUGCUGUACCGGCCCUACCUGCAGAUCUUCGGGCAGAUCCCGCUGGACGAGAUCGACGAAGCCCGUGUGAACUGCUCCGCGCACCCGCUGCUGCUACAGAGCUCGCCCUCCUGCCCCAACCUCUACGCCAACUGGCUGGUCAUCCUCCUGCUGGUCACCUUCCUGCUGGUCACCAACGUGCUGCUCAUGAACCUGCUCAUCGCCAUGUUCAGCUACACGUUCCAGGUGGUGCAGGGCAACGCGGACAUGUUCUGGAAGUUCCAGCGCUACCACCUGAUCGUGGAGUACCACGAGCGCCCCGCCCUGGCCCCGCCCUUCAUCCUGCUCAGCCACCUGAGCCUGGCCCUGAGCAGGGCCAUCAGGAAGACGGAGCACAAGCGGGAGCACCUGGAGCGAGACCUGCCAGACCCCCUGGACCAGCAGGUCGUCACCUGGGAAACGGUUCAGAAGGAAAACUUCCUGAGCAGGGUGGAGAAGAGGCGGCGCGACAGUGAGGGGGAGGUGCUGCGGAAAACGGCCCACAGCCUGACUUCUGCCUGUCACAGGGUGGACGUCGUUGCCAAGUACCUCGGGGGGCUGAGAGAGCAAGACAAGCGGAUCAAGUCUCUGGAAUCGCAGGUCAACUACUGCACGAUGCUCCUGUCCUCCGUGGCUGACACGCUGGCGCAGGGCAGCGUCCCCUGGAGCUCUCGGAACUGUGGCAACGGGAGCCGGCAGGCCGCUGCUGACCACAGAGGGGACCCUGGCGGCAGGGAGCACCCGCAGCCUGGCCAGCCACCCUCGGACACCUGAGCUGCUUGGCCUGUUGCGUGCUGGGCCCGCUUCUC